GCUUCCGCUGGAUCUCCUACCAGUGGACGACACUUUACUUCAUGCAUCUCGCCAAUUUGCCUUAGUUUAGAUGACGAUGAUGGCCUGCAACCGAAGCAGCAGACAGAAUCCCCUAAUUCCGUUUUGAAUCCGGAUUCCGAGGUGCAAAUUCUCCCUGUAUCUGUUAUGGCAGUUAUCGAGCCCUCCUCUAAGCUUACUUUAUUGCCAAAGUUUGCCGACAAUCCAAGCGUUCUUUGUUCUCCUACUGAGCCGGCUGGAAAGUUCAGACCUAUGGCGGAAAUAUGCAAGUUUGAAAAUCUAGGAAAAAAGGCUGAUAAAAAGAAUUUUGAUGAAGAAGACGACGAUCGAGGGGACUCGUUUAGCAUCGCACCUGACCUUUUGACCUCGAUCGAUCUUUUUGAUAGUUUGUCGCCAAUUAACAACAAACGGCUGCUCUCGAAUAUUUCCCCCCAGCCCAGAAUUCGUACUCGUAGUGGUAACGCGAGUGCCUAUUAUACGUCAGCAAAGCUGAUUACGUCUCCCUCACCGCCAGCCAAGCGAAUCCGCUUAUCAUCCGCCACAGCGGGAGCAGAUGGAAACUUGAAUCUAUCGAAAGAUGGAUCGCUUGACAAACCUGCUGAUUUGCCUACUGCUGAUCAAUGUGGUAAUACUUCACCUCCUCCCGAUUCUCGAAAUUCUCAAAUCGCAAAUUUACCUAUGGAAUCCUCUUUUAGCAAGGCUAACUCUUCUCCAGCAUCACCUCGAGUUAGUACUCUCAGCCGGUCUGCCCGACAGUGCUCCUUGUCUGCUUCCCACCCUACUCCGGAGAUCCGCGAUUUGAAUCUCUUGAAAACAGAUAUUUCACUUUCAAUGGACCAGUCCAUUCAGAAUCCGAUGCAGUCCCAGAUGCCACUCAAAGCCGAGCUCGCUGUCUCCAGAGGUACUGGCCGUCUGGUGACGCGUAUAUCGCGUUCAUCUGCCCUGUCAGCGGGCUCCUCUAAGACCCUUCUCCUUCUCUUGCGACGCCAAUCAUCUCCACAUCAAUCUGUUUUAAACCAAGAGGCCCCUAGCACAGAUUCUUCUCCGCCCAUGGUCACUUGUUUAUCUCCAAAGCGGUCGGCCAACUGUCAAAAGCCAAUGGAGUCUCGAAGAUUUCGUAGCCAUCGCUCGUCUUGUAUCACUCUAUCAACAAAUUCUUUUAAUCCAUCUCUCCAGCGACCACCUAACUCAACUUGCGGCCCCACUCAUAAUAAUAGGGAUUCUAUUAAUUCACCCUUAUCAUUCUCUGAGACACCAACUUCGCGGUCCCGCGUUCGGCUAACUCGACAGGGAUCAAUCUUUCCCCAAAACCGCUUUAAAACCGAGUCUCAAGGCUUGCCGACUCGCAAGAAUAGAGCGGAUUUCUCUAGUAUUUCUAAUACUAAUGCUAACAGAUAUGUCCUUGAAUUACCUCUCGUCGAUGGACCAAGCAUGGCCCUAAGUUCCCUUACUAAAAAUAUUACAUCAACUAAUUUGGAUACGUGCAAUAUCGACCCACAAAAGGAAGAGGACGAGGACGACGAUGCCUCAAGUGCCACGGUGGCGGCUGGUCGACCCGAUCCAAAAUCCAGUAUAAGACGGCCUCCCUCAUCGACACCAUUUUCUCCGCAGCAUAGAUCUUGUUCUGCUAUUCGUGAGGUCAAGAGUAAACGGGUCGUCAUAAGAGCCUCUAAAUUAGCAAAAAAGCUGUUGCCUAAGGACGCAUUUCUUCCGGCUUCAUCAAAUGCACGCUCCUUGCUCCCCAGGCGCUGUCGCUCUAGAUCGCAUUCCAGCUCCCAGCUUGAUUGGUUCAAUAGGCAGCAUGACUCUAUUUCUGGCCAGUUUGCUUCUAAUGAUUCUAUUCUCGAGCCAGCUUUGCCUGAUUUUGAUCCAGAUAAUGAAGAAGACCCCCGAUUCCAAAUAUUAGACGAAGAUCGACGAAUUUUUGAGGGGAUUCAGACCGAGGUUCAAGCUGUGAGUAUUUUAAUAUGUAUACCUUUUUAUUCCCAUUUAUGA
This is a messenger RNA of Protopolystoma xenopodis, 2013 nucleotides long. Lineage: Eukaryota; Metazoa; Platyhelminthes; Monogenea; Polystomatidea; Polystomatidae. The record is from the annotation of a GenBank genome assembly.